CCUUCUACUAUACAAAUCUUUUACUCUGUUUCUAUUGUCGUGUCUGAUUUACAUUAAAAAAAAAAGUCUCACUUCUCUUUUGUUAGUUCGAUCUGAUUGUUUCCUCUCGAGAAACUCAGCGAUGGCUUCAUCUUAUGGUUUUGUUUGAAUUGGCCUGCUUCUGAUUUUUGGGUUUCUUAACAUUGAUGUGAUAAUAAUGGGAGCAGCUGAAGUAAGAGCACUCUGGCAAAGAAGAGCAAGCCGUUGCUUUAUUGUUCAUGAGGAUGCUACAAUGCCUCCUCCGAGGUUAGCUUGUUGCCACCAUCAACAACAACAACAUUCUUCUUCUUCCUCUUCGGGCAAAAACAGCUUUUCUUCUGCAAGUUUUGGAGAUUCCUUUGAUUUCUCUUCCGAUACCAAAUGGUGGCUUAAAGGAUCAUCUGGCUUUGAUGAGGAGAUUGCAAACUCUUUCCUCCAAGACACCAAAUUCCAUGAAUUCGUCGACUUGACCGGGAUAAGUAAAGAAAAAGAAGAAGAGUAUAGCUUUAUUAGUAAGAAAGAUACAGCUACAACUCCAUGGUGGAGAAGCACUACGGAUCAGGAUGAAUUAGCUCUCUUGGUGUCCACUAGAUCAGUUGAUCAUCAUAUUCAAAACUGUGAUCUUCCUCCGCCCCAGAAGCUCCACAAGAGCAUUCACUGCACUACUACUAGUAGCGAAAAAGGGUUUCAGACAGCAGUUACUAAAUCACCAUGGAACAAAGGUGCUUGGAGCGAUCGGUUUGAGAGAUCUUCGAGUUACAGCAGCAGUAAUAGCAGAGAUAGCAAGAACGGCAGCCCAAAGUCUUCUCCUAAGAGCGAUGAUCUAAGCAAAGCUCAGCUUUUAGAAGCACUGAGACAUUCUCAAACCAGAGCAAGAGAAGCAGAGCAAGCGGCUAAAGAAGCUUGCGCCGAGAAAGACCGUUUGAUAACUAUCUUGAUGAGGCAAGCGAGUCAGAUUUUAGCUUACAAGCAAUGGAUAAAGCUUCUUGAAAUGGAAUCUCUUUAUCUGCAGAUGAAGAGGGAAGAAGAACAAGGGCAGGUCGAAGGAAUGAAUCUCAAGAAGAGGAAGCAAAGAGGAGAGAAGAAGAAUAAGAAGUUGGGUGAGAUUGGGAGAUAUAUGAUGGCUUUUGCGUUGGGGUUUAGUCUCAUUGGUGCUGGUCUGCUCUUAGGUUGGACUGUUGGAUGGUUGUUUCCCUUCUAGAGUCUUGAAAAAAACACGUCUUUUGUUUGAUCACUCACUGAUCUUUGCAGGAAGUUAGGGUUUUAACUUUCACUUUUCCUCUAAAAUUGUGUGCAUGUGUGUUGUCUUCAUGUAUAUAUAUGUGUGUGAUAUUCCCUUCCUAUAUUUAAGUUUAAUAUUAGUUUAGAUCAAAAGAUUUAGAACGUU
Raphanus sativus (radish) is the source of this 1405-nucleotide messenger RNA. RefSeq lists its product as uncharacterized. The coding region runs from base 197 to 1219 and encodes 340 amino acids. NCBI's taxonomy places the organism in Eukaryota, Viridiplantae, Streptophyta, Magnoliopsida, Brassicales, Brassicaceae. The record is from RefSeq and is a predicted model, not a curated record. The transcript has 2 exons.